Molecule: messenger RNA, 861 nt
Organism: Spodoptera littoralis (African cotton leafworm)
Lineage: Eukaryota; Metazoa; Arthropoda; Insecta; Lepidoptera; Noctuidae
Source: the annotation of a GenBank genome assembly
AUGAAUAAUUUGCCGGUAUUUUAUAAUUAUCCAACUACGUUCGUCACCAUGCAAAUUAAUACCCACCACCCUGCUAUCGCGAACUGGAGCACCAAAGAAAAGUACGAGCUGAUGAAGGCCUUACGGCCUAACGAUUUGGAUAUACAUCGUUUGUUGGAGAAGAUUCCCACAAAGACACGCGCAGAAAUUGAAGCAGCCAUAAAGUUUUAUGUUAGCAUUGCAAAACACCACCCAAUGUUGGCACCACCACCACCACCUCCACCACCAAAACAAGAAAAGAAUGAUAAGAAAAGGAAGGCGGAAGCUUUAAAUGAUAGCCCACCCGAUACGUUACGCGAGUUGGAGGAAGAGCUAAAUGAAAUUAUGCCCACUAACGAACUUGUAAUGGAAACAACAACAGCUAUUCGAAUGAUUUCGGAGUAUAACAAGCCUCCCUCUAUGGAACCAGCCAACUCUUUUGACUCCAAUGAUGUUUACAAGGAGAUUGCUAACGUAAUGCAGUCUCAUUCAGGCUCACACACUGCGGAGGGUACUCUGAAUGAAAACUCCCAAGAUACAGCUGGGCGCGCCGAUGGACUUGAUUCUAAUAUGACGCAGAUUUUGAAAAAUAUCAAAGUACCCAAACGUACCUGCACGUCCACUGCAUCGGCUACCACAACCACGUUUGGGUUAGCUAGUGGAAGUGGAUCCACUUAUGAUAUGACGUCUCUCCCAUCAACCUCAGCGAUGGCAUCCACGUCUGCAGCGAUGCAUCCUGCUCGUAUCAGGCGCAGCGUAGCAACACAGCACAACCCAAUGAAUGUGUCCAACGAACACCUGACGACUCCAUCUGGAUCUUUUGAUUAUAACAAAGAUCUGUAA